This is a messenger RNA of Kluyveromyces lactis, 1662 nucleotides long. It is a transcript of the gene ALG9, whose product is annotated as dolichyl-P-Man:Man(6)GlcNAc(2)-PP-dolichol alpha-1,2-mannosyltransferase. Gene Ontology annotation, biological process: protein N-linked glycosylation. The coding region runs from base 1 to 1662 and encodes 553 amino acids. Lineage: Eukaryota; Fungi; Ascomycota; Saccharomycetes; Saccharomycetales; Saccharomycetaceae. The record is from RefSeq and is a predicted model, not a curated record. The transcript has a single exon. Gene Ontology annotation, cellular component: endoplasmic reticulum membrane. Gene Ontology annotation, molecular function: alpha-1,2-mannosyltransferase activity.
AUGGCGCUACGUGAUGGGAAAUGUAAAUUACUGAAUUCUUCUAUCCUACUGCUGUUGUUAAUAACUCGGAUCGUCAUCCAGCCUUACUACUCUUUGAUUUCUGAUUGUGAUGAGACCUUUAAUUACUGGGAACCGUUGAAUCUUCUCGUUAGGGGGUUUGGUAAGCAGACCUGGGAAUAUUCCCCAGAAUAUUCAAUUAGAUCAUGGGCAUUUUUGUUACCGUUAUAUGGAAUAUUGAAGCCUUUGAACCAGGUAAUCGAUUCCAAAGUGUUGUUAUUCUAUACUGCGAGGGCGUUAUUGGGAUUUGUCAGUUUCUUAUUCGAAUACUCUUUAAGUAAAGAGAUAUCCUCAGUUAUGUCAUUACAUGUUUCCAUAAUGUGGCUUUUAUUCCAGUUAUUUAACCCGGGAUGGUUUCAUGCCAGUGUUGAAUUUUUACCCUCAGCGUUCGCGAUGAUUACCACGUUAGGGUAUAUGAAGUACACGUUGCGUUAUUUAUCAACUGGAAAUGAACUUCCUUUUGUAAAAUCUAUUUCUUUCGUCUUUCUCGGAGGAAUACUGGGUUGGCCAUUUUCCUUAAUACUAGUUGUUACAAACGUUAUUCAUUACACCGCAACCCAUAGGUUUAUGGACACUCUCAGAGCUGGAGUCUCCUCCUCCUUUGUGUUCGCCAUCAUUUCAUCCAUUGUGGCAGCAAUUGAUUCAUUCUUUUAUGGAAAACUUAGUGUUGUGCCUUUCAACAUAGUAAUGUACAAUAUCAUCUCAGCUAAUGAAGACUCAGGUCCAAAUAUUUUUGGUGUCGAACCUUGGUAUUACUAUAUUCAGAAUUUAUUACUAAACUUCCCAAUAACAACUUUAUUUUUUGGAGUUAUUGGUUUCACUCAGCUUUCCAUAUGGCCACUAUCUGGGUCUCUAUUCAUCUGGCUAAAUGUUUUCUUAGCUCAACCACAUAAAGAAGAGCGUUUCCUUUAUCCAAUAUAUGGGAUUAUAUCCCUCCUAGCAGCAGUUGGGCUUUUUAAUAUAACAGUGUCCAUACGUUGGAAGAAGUUACGGAAACUGGUUAGGGGCAUUGUUUUCUUUGUAACACUUUUACAAGCUGCUUCAAGAAUUCUUGCAUUGACAAACAAUUACACAUCGCCGAUUCAAGUGUACUCUCAUUUACCAGAAUCUACCGAAAAUAAAGUUGUAUGCACAGGCAGAGAAUGGUAUCAUUUCCCUACCUCCUUGAUAUUACCUGAUAAUUACAGGCUUCAAUUUGUUCAAUCUGGCUUUGAUGGUUUGCUUCCAGGCGAUUUCUUGGAGACAGGUACAUUGAACGAAAAGAUUCGAUCUGUUCCUAAUGGAAUGAAUAAUCAGAACAUAUUUGAUCCUUCGAAAGUAGUUGACAUUGACUCAUGCGAUUAUUAUGUUGACAUUAACGUUUCGUCUAACAAUCAGAAAGACGCAGUAAACCCUGCAGAUACAACUGCAUGGGUGCCUUUGUACUGUCUGCCUUUUGUUGACACAUCUUCCUCGAAAUUUCUUGGUAGGGCAUUUCAGGUACCUGCUCAAUUGAUAGCGAUAUUACCUACUAGAAUUCGCCAGAUUAUCAAAAAUUACUACGAUGUGCAGUUCAUCAAUUAUUGCACUUUUGUUAGACGUCAUGAAUCCGACUCAUUAGUUUAA